GCAAGAAGGGGAACAUCACUUUGGAUGACUACCUCACACUCAUGAAGAUGUUCAGCAAACUGGGUGAGGUUCGCGAUGCCGUCGCGCCUUUGGCCAACAUGCUGAAGAACCAGGCCGGCGCAGACGAAGACAUCGAGAACGCCAAGUCACAGCUGGGUGAAAAGGAAGCACUUGUGGCUGCAUUGAGCGAGGAGGAGCGCGCAAAUCCAGAUGUGUUCUUCCAGUCCGGGACAGCUGGGCGCAAGGCAAUUCGUCGCUGGGCAGAGGCGGCAAAAAAGACCGAUCAGGAAAUCCUCGACUUCAUGUUGGAGUUUCGAACCAUCAAGUCCAUGUUCAGCCGGAUCCAGUCGGGCGAAGAUUUCGCGGACGUGCAGAGGGAGCUGAAGAUGGACGCAGAGGAGCUCAAAUCGACGCUGAAGUCUCGAAAGGCCAGAAGAGCUUCGAAGGGGAAAUCGGCGAAGAAAGGGGGUGGAGGCAAGCAGCCUGAAUGGAUGACCCUCUAA
Messenger RNA from Symbiodinium sp. CCMP2456, 503 nucleotides. Lineage: Eukaryota; Dinophyceae; Suessiales; Symbiodiniaceae. The record is from the annotation of a GenBank genome assembly.